Messenger RNA from Sesamum indicum (sesame), 718 nucleotides. RefSeq names its product calvin cycle protein CP12-1, chloroplastic. Gene Ontology annotation, cellular component: chloroplast. Gene Ontology annotation, biological process: negative regulation of reductive pentose-phosphate cycle. NCBI's taxonomy places the organism in Eukaryota, Viridiplantae, Streptophyta, Magnoliopsida, Lamiales, Pedaliaceae. The record is from RefSeq and is a predicted model, not a curated record.
CACCACAUUCCCCAAUUAUAUACCCUCGCAAGACCCACCGAAACAAGUAUCAUAUACCUUCACAAGAUUUUAGGCGCUUUACCACUGAAGAAAGGAGUAGCAGUUUGUCAGAAUUCGAUAAUGGCAGCGGUGGCCGGAGUUAGUAUCACAACCCCAAAAGUCUUCGCCAAGCUAUCAGAUUCCUCAAAACCUCAUGCAGUCAAGUUUUCGUUGCUCAACAGCCCAUGGAAGAGGUGCACCACCCAAUUUAGCCACGGCCGGAUGUACGUCCGCCCAGUGGCAGCUGCGCCUGAUCAGAUCUCGGAUAAGGUGGAGCAGAGCAUCAAGAAUGCACAGGAAGCCUGCUCCGACGACCCCGUCAGCGGCGAGUGCGCGGCGGCGUGGGAUGAGGUGGAGGAGCUGAGCGCGGCGGCCAGCCAUGCGAGGGACAAGCAGAAGGAGUCGGAUCCAUUGGAGAAUUUCUGCAAGGACAACCCGGAGACCGAUGAGUGCCGCACUUAUGAUAAUUGAUUAUUGCUAUAGUCUGUUAUUGUGGUUAUGGGUUUGGGUAUAAACCUGUUGUCUGGGACUCUGAUCUUGAAGGUAUUAGUGACAGCACUUUGGAUCCGUUUGGGAUGAUUAAUUAAAGCAUAUACAAUACUCUGUAAGUGCUAUUGGUGAUUAAUCUGUUUGAUGAUUUAUACUACAAAUUACAUGAAAUAUUCCAAAUUUAGAUUUA